Messenger RNA from Acipenser ruthenus (sterlet), 5539 nucleotides. RefSeq names its product tripartite motif-containing protein 16-like. NCBI's taxonomy places the organism in Eukaryota, Metazoa, Chordata, Actinopteri, Acipenseriformes, Acipenseridae. The coding region runs from base 3343 to 5154 and encodes 603 amino acids. The record is from RefSeq and is a predicted model, not a curated record. The transcript has 8 exons. Gene Ontology annotation, molecular function: zinc ion binding; protein binding.
AGUGGUAUGGCAAGUUUAUCUGUCCCAGGGAGGUCCUACACCCUACUGACAGUGGUUUGGCAGGUUUCUCAGUCCCAGGGGGUCCUACACCCUACUGACAGUGGUAUGGCAGGUUUAUCAGUCUCAUAGGGUCCUACACCCUACUGACAGUGGUAUGGCAGGUUUAUCAGUCCCAGCGGGGUCCUACACCCUACUGACAGUGAUAUGGCAGGUUUAUCAGUCCCAGGGGGUCCUACACCCUCCUGACAGUGGUAUGGCAUGUGAUUCAGCCCCAUGGUGUCUGUUUUCACACUGAUGUGCUCGUCUGUCUGUUUAGAUGUUGUUUCUUGAAGGGUUUUCAGGCUCCUCUGUAACAGUUCGUUCUUCACUCUUCAAUAAUAGCAAUGCAUUGGAGCAGCUGUCCAGCAGAUAUUUCACAUGAUUCCCUUUGAUUGGAAUUGAAGCAGCUCACUGUCACUCUGUCACUGUGUAAUAUUGCAUUAUACUGGAGAGGGAUCCUGGGUUUGUCUGCAGGCAUUGCUCUCUGAUGAAAGCCUAGCUGACGGAUGUCAGAGUGUUUUAAAAUGCAGAAGAAACCAGUUUGCAGUUCUGAGUGUGGCUCUUAAUUAUUACCAAUGUUUCUGAUUAUUUUACAGUCGCUCCUGAGUUAAGCAACAUCACUUGUGUUGAAAUUCUGUAAAAUGUCACUUUUGAAUUCAAUAAGAUCAUGGUGUGUUUUUGAUUGUAUUUAUUUCUGUUCAUUUUCACAGUAAAAUAAAUCCAUUAUAUGUUUCAAAGGUUUAGUAUAAAAAGUCUGAUUCCAAUCCCACACCUCUUACCACGCAAUCCCCUCCUCACACACAUCAUGUGUUAUAUAUUAUAUUUGAAAUGGUGAGGAUACACAGGUCCGUAAGGAAAGAUCUCUUCUGACUCACUCCAGGAUUUCUCAUGCAAACCCAUCACGUGUCCUGUAUAUAGGACUGGGUUCUUGGAAGGAGGUGGGAUUGUUUGUGUGGCCAGUGUCCCGCCCGCAUUCAGAGUCUCUACUGGGAAUGGGCCUGUCCCAUUGGAAGAAAGCUUCAGUCUUGAAGGAGCGCUGUGACAGAGGGUGCCAUUCUCAAACUCCUGUCCCACUCUCUCCUCUCCGCCCCUCUCACACUGAUUCAGCAGUCUCUGCUCAGCCUGCUUGUCUAAACCUGGCCUCAGUCUCAAACCCCGCCUCUUAGAGCUUUAUAUAACUCCUGGAAUUAAGAAACACUGGUAAGUUUCGUUUCUUGUGAAACCCAUCCCUGUCUCUGUAUCAUCUCAACAGAAACAGCAGAAGCACAUAUUGUGAUUCCAACCCAGGAUCACACUUCAUGGUGAAUCGAGGGUAUUGACACAACUAUUCCAAUGGCUGGAGUUCCAUCCUUCUUAUAUUCCUGUACAGAACUAGACACUCUAACACAGCAGUCAAACACAUUGUUAAUACUGUGAUAAAUCAGGAGAAAUGGACAGUCUAAACAUGGAAACAAGCUUGUUCUUGUUAUUCCACUUGUUCUCCUUGUUGAAGAAGAAAACUCCCCUCCCCUCCAAAAACAACUGAGAACUGAAGUGGGGGCAUUUCUGUCCAUUUUACCCACUCAGAUCCAUCGCUUUCUAAAUAUAUUAGUGCAUCUGAAAAGAUAAUAGCACCGUCUUCAAAUACAAGGUAAAGAUUGUCAGAUUGUCAAAGUAUUUUAUUUUCACAAUGACAAUAAAUAAAUAAACUAAUUUGAAAUGAAUAAAUAAGUCUGUAUUUAAGUUUUAAUAUAAGAGAUAAGAUUUUCAAUUUGCACUUCAAUCAAAACAAUGUAAUGGUUUUAAAUUUGAUCAGCAAUAACUGCAUGUAAAUAUUUUUUAUUAAAGAAAUACAAUUGAAAAUAGGUUGAUUAAAGUAUUGUUUAUAUCAUCUAUAUAUUCUUAAUAUUACAUUUCUGAUCUUUAAUAUCCUAGUAUGUGUGUGCUGAAUGAUUCAAUGUGAUUUUUGCUUAGAUCUUUAUUUGAAAUGCUUACUAACUAUUUCAGCAACAAUUGCCUCUGAAAACUCUUAUCCAGGCUGAUUGUGUGGAUUCGAGGUGGGGAAGCAUAUUGGCGGUGCGCUGGGCACUAAAGUCCACAGGGUAAGCAUUGUGCACUGCAGCCCGUGCAACAGUCAUACGCUUCCCCACAAUCAGCCUCCAGGAGUCUUUUCAGAAGCAGUGUUUUGCUCAAAUAGUUAGUAAGCAUGGUGAAUAAAAUCUUUUCAGAAACAGCCUUAGAAAAUCCUCAUCAGGUAAGAAUUGUAAAGAACAUGAUGACGUUUAAACCUUUAACCUCAGUGUGGUCCCCAUGAGUGUUCAUUAAUAUCUAUCUACCAGGAGAGUUUUCAAAAUGAAAAAUUGUAUCUGUUCAUGAAAACACAGCAGCAUGGCUGAUUGAAAUGAAAUCACUUUGAAAUGUUUGAUGAAGGGGGUCAGGAGGUGGGGUCCUAUUACCUGUAACACAGGAAGGAAGGAAGUGAACGGGGAGAGGAAACCAGUGUGGGGGCUGCAGGAUCAAUGGGCUUCACCUGAGUCAAAGAGAGUGGAAAUAAAGAAGUGUGGAAAACAAAAUGAGCAACAGCAAAACAAGAAGAGACUUGAGAGAAGGAUGUUCUGCUGAUGAGAGGGAAGACAUUGUCUGAAAUGAAUAAAACAAAUAGUGCACAGAUUUGAAAAGUAGGUCCCUUGAUUGUAAGCUUUGUUUGAGUGUCUGUUCUGUAUAAAAUGGUUUUAACUCAUGAAAUCAGCCCUGUAAUAAAUUAGCAUGUCUGUAAUGUACACACCCUUUCUGAUAACACUAGAACAUGUCUAGUUCUCAUAAUAUACAGCCUCCCCUAGACUGGAGGGACCACCCUUCACGUUCUCUUAGGGGGGGAGAGCAGUUCAGACUCUGUGCCUCAAGCUUGCUCUGAACUGGAGGGAAGAAAUCAGUUGGUGCUCAGAGACAAGUUUGUGGUUGAGGACUAAUGGACUUUGAGAUGUGGAUUAAUGCCCACGAAGAUCGAACUCCACCAAACUCACUUCCCUUGUGAACUUCUGAGGAUUCAGACCCACACAGAAGUGAAGGUCUAGUGCAGUCAAAUACAUACUGUAGCUAUAGAAGGAUUACUGUGACAAUGCCAUUCUCAAACUCCAGUCCCACUAACAACUCUCUCCUCUCCGCCCCUCUCACACUGAUUCAGCAGUUUCUGCUCGGGCUGCUUGUCUAAACCUGUCCUCAGUUCAAAAUCCUGCCUCUUAGAGAUUUACACAAUUCCAGGAAAUCAGCACAGUGAAGUUUCUGUUGUGAAAUCGUCAGUCUCUCUGUCUCACUGCAGCAAGAAUGGCUUCAAACUUGUGGUCAGAGGAUCAGUUUAGCUGUCCAGUGUGUCUGGAGCUAUUGAAAGACCCAGUCGCUAUUCCAUGUGGACACAGUUACUGUAUGGGGUGUAUUAAGAACUGCUGGGAUCAGACUGAUCAUACAGGUGUCUACAGCUGCCCCCAGUGCAGCGAGACAUUUACCCCAAGGCCUGUUCUGCGCAGAAACACCAUGCUGGCUGAAGUUGUGGAGAAAUUAAAGAAGACAGGACUCAAUCCUCCUCCUGCUCAAAGUUAUGCUGGACCUGGAGAUGUGCCGUGUGAUUUCUGCACUGGGAGAAAGUUCAAAGCUGUGAAAUCCUGUUUGACGUGCCUGGCCUCUUACUGUGAAACACACGUCAAGCCACACAGUGAGGUUACUCCAUUAAAGAGGCACAAGCUGAUCAAUGCAAUUGGAGAUCUGGAGCAGAAGCUUUGUGCUGAACACCAACGAGUUUUAGAGGUCUUCUGCAGAACUGAUCAGAUGUGUAUUUGCUGGCUGUGUACACAAAAUGAACACAAGAGCCAUGAUACAGUCUCAGCUGAGGCAGAAAGGAGUGUGAAACAGAAGCAGCUGGGAGAGACACAGACAGAAAUACAACAGAGAAUCCAGGAGAGACUGAAAGACGUGGAGGAGCUGAAACAGGCUGUGGGGUCACUGAAAAGUUCUGCAUGCAUAGAAAUAAAGGAAAGAGAGAAGAUCUUUACUGAGCUGAUCCGAUCCAUUGAGAAGAUCCACACUGAGGUUAUUGAGCUGAUUGGAGCUAACGAGAAGGCUGCAGUGAAUCAGGCUGAAGGACGCAUGAAGAAACUGGAGCAGGAGAUUGCUGAGCUAAGGAGGAGAAAUGCUGAGCUGAAACAGCUUUCAGAGACAGAGGAUCACAUCCAUUUUCUACAGAAUUUCCAGUCUCUCUGUGCCCCUCUUGAAGCUGGAGACUUACCCAGCGUUACUGUCAAUACAGACAUAUCUUUUGAGGCUGUGAGGAAAGCUGUAUCUGAACUUAAAGACCAUAUUGAGGACUUCUGCAAGGGGGAAUUAGUCAAAAUAACCACAACAGUGAAUGAAGUUGCAGUUUACAGUCUGCAGGCUCCAGAGCCAAGGAACAGAGCUGAGUUUUUAAAAUCAAAGGAAAAGUGUGAAGAGGAAAUGAAGGACCAGCCUCGACGAAGACGCAGUAAUGAGAUGGACCGUCCUAACAUGAAUGAAGUUGCAGUUUACAGUCUGCAGGCUCCAGAGCCAAGGAACAGAGCUGAGUUUUUAAAAUAUUCCUGUCAGCUCACACUGGACCCCAACACAGUCCAUAGAAACCUCUGUCUGUCUGAAGGGAACAGAAAGGUGACAUGGAGGAGAGAGACCCAGAGAUAUCCCGAUCACUCAGAGAGAUUUGAUAGCUGGCCCCAAGGACUUUGCAGAGAGGGUUUGUCUGGGAUUUGCUGUUACUGGGAGAUUGAGUGGAGUGGGGGAUCGCCUGAUAUAGGACUCACAUAUAAAGGAAUCAGCAGGAAAGGAGGGGAUCGUUCCUGUCGCCUUGGAUUCAAUGACAAGUCCUGGAGUUUGUCCUGCUCUGAUUCCAGUUACACUGCCCAGCACAAUAACAAUGAAACUGCAAUAACUGCCCCCCACUACCCCAGAAUAGGAGUGUAUCUGGACUUUAAUGCCGGCACGCUGUCCUUUUAUGGCGUCUCUGACACAAUGACCCUCCUGCACAGAUUCCAAACCACAUUCACUGAGCCGCUCUAUCCUGGGUUUAGGCUUUGGGUUUAUGAUUCCACUGUAACAAUCUGCCAACUGAACUAGACUGUUUUGUGUUGUAAGAAACCCUUUGAAUUGAACUCCCUGUCCUCUCCACUCCUCGGGUGAAGGGAAUGUUCAAUCUGACACAACUUUGGAUGAAAGUUAGGGGGUAAAACGGCGCCACCUGCAGAGCAAAACAAGGUGAAUUAUUGGUUUUUAGCAAUGAAUGAAUUUCAUACGAAAUAACUAUUUUUUUUUUUUUUUUAAGAAUUGUUAUGUUUUAUAUAUAUUUAAAGAAAUGGCAUCCAAUAGUCAGUGCCGAAACAGUUUUUAAAAAAGUGAACUUAAUUUGCUUUAUUGUGUGUGUGUUUUUGUUCUUUGAUUUCCAUAAAAUGUUUGUUCUGUUUAUUUUUUCAGAUUUUAGUAAUGCGAUUUAAUAAAAAAAUUA